Messenger RNA from Actinia tenebrosa (Australian red waratah sea anemone), 995 nucleotides. Its product is annotated as RNA-binding protein 8A. Gene Ontology annotation, cellular component: nucleus; cytoplasm. Gene Ontology annotation, biological process: RNA processing. NCBI's taxonomy places the organism in Eukaryota, Metazoa, Cnidaria, Anthozoa, Actiniaria, Actiniidae. Gene Ontology annotation, molecular function: mRNA binding. The record is from RefSeq and is a predicted model, not a curated record.
UUUCCCUCGAAGCACGCUUGUUUCAAGAUGGCGGAUGUUCUUGAUGUUGAUGUAGACAAGCCAGAAUUCUUUGAUGAUGAAGGAGAAGACGAUGUACAAAGAGUGAAACAAGGGGCGAAAAAGCGCAAAGGUCGUGGAUUCGCAGGAGAUAGUGCUUCAAAGAAUGAGGAUACUUACGACUCGUUAGAGGCUGGACAAAGUGGUGAAACAGGACCCGCCAGAUCUGUGGAAGGAUGGAUUUUAUUUGUUACAAAUAUUCAUGAAGAAGCUCAAGAAGAUGACGUCCAUGAACUUUUCUCUGACCAUGGAGAAAUUAAAAAUCUACACGUUAACCUUGACCGAAGAACAGGAUUCCUCAAGGGAUAUGCUUUAGUUGAAUACGAGACGUUCAAGGAAGCGCAAAGUGCCCUGGAAGCUUUAAAUGGUACAGAAUUACUGGAACAAACGAUCACUGUUGACUGGGCUUUUGUACGUGGACCAAAUAAAAAGAGCAGGGGAGGAAGAAGACGCAGAGAUUCAAGCCCUUAGAAGUGUUAUAAAACCAUACGAAGCGUUUUGUAAUUUUUUUAUUUUACGUUAUCUUUUGUCUUGUCGUAAAGAUGCUUACUUUAAGGAAGUAACUUAAAUAUUGUAAAAUCAGUAUUGACUUUUGUUUUUACUCGCUCGGAUUAUCUUUCCUUUCCUCUUCAUCCUUUGAAUAUUAAUAUUCUAAAGCAACCAGAAUGAAUCUAUUAGUUAUGAUUUUAUUCAAGCACUUUAGCUCUUCAACAGGCUGUAUUUGAUGAUAAUCUUAAAAUUAUACGAUAAAAGAUAGAAUUUAUUUCUAAGUUUCAAGCUAUAUUAUGAUUAACUCUAACAAGUAUUCUCACAUCUGUCAUUGUAGAACAUAAACUAGUUAAUCGUUCCAAAGGAUACCUUCUCUGCAAAGUUGUAUUUAAAAUAAAUCAGUUUUUCCAUUACGUUUAUUUACAUAAACACUAACGUCCAUUACGUGA